This is a messenger RNA of Drosophila busckii, 1302 nucleotides long. RefSeq names its product 28S ribosomal protein S22, mitochondrial (gene mRpS22). Bases 80 to 1255 code for a protein of 391 amino acids. Gene Ontology annotation, cellular component: mitochondrial small ribosomal subunit. The transcript has a single exon. Gene Ontology annotation, molecular function: structural constituent of ribosome. Lineage: Eukaryota; Metazoa; Arthropoda; Insecta; Diptera; Drosophilidae. The record is from RefSeq and is a predicted model, not a curated record.
ACUGUGCGGCAAAGUGUGGGCAACAAAGUGUGUGCCGAGACUGUUUUUUUAUAGAAUUGUUGUACAUUUUGAAUAAAAAAUGUCGCUCUUUAAGCAUAUAAGGCAGCUAAAUGCACUACAAUGCCUACAAGCAAAACGUCAAUAUUCGCCAGCAGCACUCAAGUCCGCCAGUCUACAGUACGACAAAGAUCCACAGCCGCUGUUCACCGAUUCUGAAACACAGCGCCUGCUGCAAUCCAUGACGCAACUACAGCUGGAUAAAGUUUUUCGCCAACGCACUGUGCCAGACAACAGCAGCGAGACCAAGUUUAUGACCACCUUGCAGCUAGAGAAACAAUUUGUUAAAACCAUUGAAAAAGCAAAACAUUUGCUGCAAAUGCCGCCCGUGGUCAAAAUCAAGCAAGACACCGAGCGCAUUAUAUCCAAGGAUCCUGCAAUGAAAGACUUUGCUACUACAAAAUUUGUUUUCACAGACAUCACUUUUGGCCUACGUCACUCGGAGCGUAAAGUUGUGGUACGGGAUGUUGACGGCAGCCUAUCGUACGCCUCCCUAGACACUACAAAACGAAUGAAUCAAUUAUAUUUUCCGUUGGAGGGACGUAAAAGUUAUACACCGCGUAUGUUUGCGGAUGAGCAGCUUCUGCAACGUUGUCUGGACGAGCAUAAAUACGAGUUUAUACUGGAUCGCCUCCUUGUACAAUAUGAGCCCUAUGAAACCGAGUUCCAUAACAUUUCAGCCCGAGUUUACGAGCAUUUAAAUGAAAGUAAACAAUUUGAUCUGCUACGCUCCACCCGGCAUUUUGGACCAAUGGCCUUCUUUUACGCCUGGCAUAGCUGCAUUGACGAUCUGCUCUACGACAUGAUACGCAACGAUUAUUUACACAAUGCAGUAGAGCUCAUAGCGCUUAGUUACAAGAUACACCAAGUGCCCGUGGACUACAAACAGACUCUCAGCCAGUUGGAGCAACUGCAGCCAACGCCGGCGGAGCGUGCGCAUGCCGAGCUGUUAAGCUGUCUCAAAACCAAGGAUGAACUGGGCAUAGAGCAAGAAAUUCAUCAGGCUAUAGGCAAAACGGAGCAGGACUUUACUGCCGAUGAGUUAAGCUUAAAGUUCAUUGAACAGUAUAUUGGCAGCGAGCAUUCGCGCAAAAAGGUGCAACUGGAGCUGGCGUUGCAAACACUUAAAGAGGUCAAUCUGGAGAAGCUGCAACUCUAUCAAGGCUUGAAAAAGGCGCAUGGUGUGCAGGCUUCAUAAUCAAACAUAUUGGCUUGUUUAUUGUUAUGCGCUUAUAUAAAUAAAAU